This is a messenger RNA of Astrephomene gubernaculifera, 1909 nucleotides long. NCBI's taxonomy places the organism in Eukaryota, Viridiplantae, Chlorophyta, Chlorophyceae, Chlamydomonadales, Astrephomenaceae. The record is from the annotation of a GenBank genome assembly.
ACUUUUUACUGCUAGGAACGUAACAUGCGGUAGGCUCACGCCAUAAUAGAGCACAGCCGACAAGCAAGUGCUCCUUUUACCUGCCACUGCGUAUCUAGAUCGCUUUAGUGUAUUCAAAAUGCUGGCAAGACUUGUGGCCCUCGGCCGGCCAGCGGCUUUUGAAGCUGUGGGUGUCUCGCGAGCUGUUGUCGCGGCGGCUUGGGAGCCUUCCACCUCAGCUAUUGGCAGCCAGUUAUCAGGAGCCGCUUCCUCCCAGCAGAGGGACGGAGGUCGGGAAGCUAGCACCAGCUACGGUUCCGAUCGCGAGGGAGCAUGGAGCCCGCUUCGCUCCAGCCCAUCCUGCUCUCAGCGGCGCUUACACGCCACACUUGCAUCACCCACCGCUGCUGCGGUUUCGGCCGAUGCCACCACUACCGCUGUUGAUGUUGAGGAUGCCAUCGAAGAUGCCGACGACCCGCUCCUGGGCCUCGACAUGGAAUCCCUGAUGCGCGUCAUCGUGCACCCGCUACCCCUCGGACGCGUGCGCAACCCCGCGCUGUUCUCCGGCGCUGCUGCCCCGGUCGUCCAACUCGGCAACGAAUCCUUGUUCUUCGACCCCACCGCCACCCUCUCCUCUACCAUGCGCGCCCUGUACGUCAUCCGCCAAGUGCUCCGCUCCGACGGCCACGUCCUCAUCGUCAACCCAAAUCCCGCCAUGCGCCCCCUCAUGCGCGAAGCCGCGCACCUCUGCCUCAACCGCAACGUGUGGUUCUGGAGCCGUGACUGGCAGUCCGGCAUCCUCUCCGACCGCAAACGCGGCGUGUCCUCCGUCCUCAUCCCAGACCACUGCCAGCCCAACCGCCGCCUCAUGGCCAAGCGCGGACUGGAGCUCCGAAACCCGCUCUGCCCGCCUGGUUACGUGGCGGCGCAGCGCGCGGCCGCCGCACCCACCCUGGGCGGUGCGGACAUGCAGCGGCUGCUGCAGCUGGCACGUGGGGGCCGCAGUAAGGAGCUCGUGGCCAAGGGGAAGGAGUCCAAGCACGUCCUGGCCUCGCUGAUGGCAGCGCGGACGGCGGAGGCGAGGCUGCUACCCGAUGGCUCGCCGCCGACCGCCGGUCAACGCGGCGGCAAGACAACGCAGUUGGCGCUGGUGGUGUCGUUGGAUCUGUCGUACGGCGGCGAGGCUGUACGGGAGGCGUACGAGCGCAACAUUCCCACGGUGUCCUUGCUGAACGGCCACUCGGAUGCGUCGUGUGUGACGUUCCCGGUGUAUGCGUCGGAGUCGCACGCGGGCUACCAGCACUUCUUCCUGGAGUGGCUGCUGCGGGUUGUGAACAUGCCGCGGUCGCCGGCAGCUGCAGCGGCACGGGAGGAGAGGCAGCAGCAGAAGCGGGAGGGACAGGCGGCGGCCAAGCAGACGGUUGUGGCCGCGGCUGCCGCGGCGGCGGCGCAGUAAGGAAGUUGGGAGCUUUGGAGAGGAGGAGGUGUAUUGAUGGAGGGGUGGGGGUUUGUUCGUGCAUUACUAGUGCCAAUGACGGUAGAGGGAGGGUUGGUGUGUGGGGGUGGUGGGUGUUGGCAACAUGAUGGAGGGAAGGGGAUCAUGGUGUUGCAUGGGCUACUGUUAUGGGAGUACUUGGGUCGUUGCAUGGGUUUAGGAGGGGCGUGGAGUGACGCCAGAUGCGAAGGCAGGAUAGGUUAACGGUAUAUGUACGGAAGUGAUACAUCCCAACCGGGUUGUGCGGGCUAGCUAGCGUUCAUUGCCCGUAACAUGAGUAGCGGGAGCCGCUAAUAACGAGUUGGGUGGCAAGGGCGAAACCCCAAGCGGCCAUCCGUUGCAGUGGUAGUAUGACGGAUUUCCGGGGGUCGCUGUUUUACGUGCGUGCGUGCUGCGAAAUUCGAGGGAGCCGUUGUGGCAUGGAUGAGGCUCCUG